Molecule: messenger RNA, 1059 nt
Organism: Candidula unifasciata
Lineage: Eukaryota; Metazoa; Mollusca; Gastropoda; Stylommatophora; Geomitridae
Source: the annotation of a GenBank genome assembly
AUGGAGAAUGGCAUGGGAAAUGGAAGUUGUUUUGAAGACUACGACAGUUCUGCUCUAGUGGCUUUCAAAGUUCUUCAAGACGUCACCUUGAUUCUUGGUAUCGUUACCAACUCCGUGCUCUUCAUAACCAUCUGCUGCUCUGGUCAGCUGCGGGCGACCACUUAUAUCUACAUUGCUUCCCUAGCGGUCAGCGAUAUCAUCUUUUCUUGCCAUGGUAUUCGCUACACCUUGAUGGGCAAUGAUUCAGAAGUAGAAUGUGACGCCAGUGAUUUUCGGGCCAGGGAUUUCAUCUUCUUCAACAAGGUAUCGUCCGCUGCCAAUUACGCAAACAUUCUAAUGGUCUCCUUGGAACGAUGGCUGUACAUCGCCCGGCCGUUUUUACAUCAGCGAUACCUUUCUAUAAAAAUAACAGUGUGUGGGCUGGCUACGGCCUGGCUAUUUGCAAUCAUUGUCAAUAUCGAUACAUUUAUUGCAAGCGAUAUUAAAUACACUGCUGUUAUCAAAUUCAAACUGAAUGUUGUGUUUCCAUCAAUUCAUUUCUUCGUCAGUUGUAUACUUUGUAUAGUGUACGUUCAUCUGGCACUCAUCGCAAGAGGGCAGCUUCGAGCUAUCAACAGGACUAGACCAGUCGGAGUUUCAAACUCAUACCCACAGUCUGCUAGUAUAGAUGCUACAAAUGCAACCAUGGCAUCGAUUAAAGAGAAUCUCAAGAGUCUCCGGCUCCUGGUGUUGGUAUUCGGGUCCUUCUUUGUCCUGAUGACCCCGGGUAUUUGCCUACACCUGUACGACAAGCACGACUAUGCAGGAGUCAACCACCCAAUCCUUCAUGGCGUCUUCAAACAGAUGACCUUCACCCAUUGCUGCGUCAACUUUUUCGUCUUCGCCACACAAAACUGUCACUUCCGGCAGAUCUUUCUCGGCUACUUCCGGAAAAUCUAUGGCUGCUUGACCACGGAUUCGUGUAGGGAGUUGUGUACCACGGCAGUUACGCCAAACAUGUACCGGGAGCAGCAAGGAGAGGAAGCACGCAACCCGAAAAUUGUGAUAUCAGUCAGUUGA